AUGGGUGUCACCACCACCAACCACCCCAUCGCCGCAAGGCUGAUGGUCCCCCUCCAGAUCCUCGCCCUCUCCAUGUUGCCUCUCCUCGCUCUCGCCCAGGAUCCCUCCGACGGCAACGGCGACAGUAAUUCGAGCACCCUGACCUGGCAACGAAUCGUUGCAGGUUUUAUCCUCAUUCUCAUUGGCAUCCUCUUGACCUUCCGUGGUUACCGCCAUUACCGAUUUUCUAUGUUCCUUGCUGGAUUCAUCGCCGGAUGCGUAAUCGUAUACUCGAUCUUGGCAAACGUAGAACCACAACAAGGCUGGAACGACCGCCAAAUCAUCUACGUCUUCUCCUGUCUCGGUGGCGGCCUCCUCCUCGGCGUAAUCUGCUGGCUCCUAAACCGUUUCACGGUGUGGAUUCUCGGCGCCCUCGCCGGCUUGAUCUUAGCCCUCUACAUCCUCGCCUGGCGCAGUGAGGGACUCAUUCGUAGCCCUGGCGGACGCAUUGGUCUCCUCGUCGGUGCCUCCGUCCUAGGUCUUCUCAUCGCCCUCGUCAUGGGUCGUCGUAUCCUCAUCCCUGCCACCGCCAUCGUGGGCUCUUACAUCACCGUCCUUGGCGUGGAUCUCUUCGCAAGGACUGGAUUCUCGGAAUCCAUCAAGAGUUUUUUAACGAACAAUGACCAUGUCGACUACUACCUCAACACAAACAUCUACAUCAUGUUGGGAGUUAUCGGAGGAUUGUUCGUCCUAGGAAUCCUGUUCCAGACACUGUCAUGGAGACAUAGACAGCAGAGGUUGAUCGAGCAGGGCCAAUCCUCGCACAACCACGACAACGACUGGUCGCUCUGUGGGUCUCGCUCCAGAACAGUCCGUCCCGACCCGACCUAUCCUAACGGCAGCUAUUCGGCCCCCAACGGUACUUAUUUGGCCCCCAACGGCGACGGGUACAAUAACGAGUACAACAACGGCGCAACGACGACAAAUUAUGAAAACAAUGUGGACACACCUGCGCAUGUGGUCGAGAAGAAGAGUUGGAACCCGUUCAAGAAGUCUACCAAGCAAGAGAGCACCACGACUAAUGAUAUUCCUACUCAGGAACGUCCUGUCAGCUAUAGCUCCAACGCCGCCUUGAAUCAGUAA
Molecule: messenger RNA, 1122 nt
Organism: Linnemannia hyalina
Lineage: Eukaryota; Fungi; Mortierellomycota; Mortierellomycetes; Mortierellales; Mortierellaceae
Source: the annotation of a GenBank genome assembly